AAGGAGAGGGCGCUUUCUGCGGACAUUUUGCGUUGGCUUUGCGUGUGGAUGCGGAUCGGUUAUCUUUGCGUUUUAACAAGAUCCAGUCAUGCUGCAACAGGUCCUUAGACUCGGCCCCCAGGCCCACCAUACCCUCUGUCUAGUCCUGAGGAGGAACGUCACCAUGUCCGCCGUCGUCAUGGUAAACAACAAGUCCAUGCCCCCGGUACAGAAGCUGUAUCUAGACAAGAUUAAGGAAUACGCCAAGAAGAGCAAAGCGCUCGGCGGCCAGAUGGUCGAUCCUGACCCAGUGAUAGAGAAGGACUUGGAAGCGGAGGCGUCGCGACUGAACAAACUCUACGGCGGCGGAGAUCUUGCGCAGUUCCCAACGUUUGAAUUUAAAGAAAUUGAUUUUGAUACCCCCGAUAAAAAGUAGUCCAUAGACGGAGCGUUUCUUCAUCCGGCAAGCCUGUCCAUCGUCACAGUGAUUUCACAGUUUACUGGAUGAAGACUGCAGUAUUUAUAUUAGGAAUGAAUGAUUUAUUACAAGUGUUUUUCAGAGAUUUAAAUGGACUGGGAUUUAACAGAAGGGUUGAAGUGCAAGUGUGACCCGACAACUGAUCUCAGGACCGAGUAGAAAGAGCACAGUUGUACCCACAUGGUUUGGAUUUGAUGGUAACAUGUCCACACCUGUGUGAGAAAUACAUGUUCAUGUAGAUGAAUCUGCCGUUGCUUACACUCGUCAGUGUUAACCAUGAUAGCUGAAAAUUGAGGAUACAGCCCAACUCCCAGUUUGUAAUUUUCAGAGCCAAAGUCAUCGCUUUUCAACAUCAAAAAGCCACUACACAACUUAGCAAUGCUUUAGAGCCCACUUCACAACAUUUUCCUUUUUGACAAAAGGUUUCAAGUAACAUCUUUAGUGAGUAAACAGAUUUGCUACAUGAAGUUUGCUAUUAAAAAAGGUCCCAUGCUGUGAUGUAUUCUCCAUUGUACAGUUUGAUUUCUGUAGUGACUUGCGAGUAUAAUCAGUUGUUUUUAUGUGUAGAGAGAUUCAGGUCACCAUUUGGACAGUUGCACAAGGAAGAAUUUCUAGAGAUCUCUCCAAACUGGAGUGGAUUGUUAAAGUUCCUCUGUCAACCAGUUUCAUUAUCUGUUACAGUAGUGCAGGUUUUGUUUAGUUUUCCAUUGAAUUGUUGCUGACGUUUUACGAUCAUUAAAACAGGUUUGAUGAUGUAUAUAAA
Acanthaster planci (crown-of-thorns starfish) is the source of this 1220-nucleotide messenger RNA. Its product is annotated as ATP synthase peripheral stalk subunit F6, mitochondrial-like. Gene Ontology annotation, biological process: proton motive force-driven ATP synthesis. The record is from RefSeq and is a predicted model, not a curated record. Gene Ontology annotation, molecular function: proton transmembrane transporter activity. Gene Ontology annotation, cellular component: proton-transporting ATP synthase complex. Lineage: Eukaryota; Metazoa; Echinodermata; Asteroidea; Valvatida; Acanthasteridae.